Molecule: messenger RNA, 1679 nt
Organism: Bombus pyrosoma
Lineage: Eukaryota; Metazoa; Arthropoda; Insecta; Hymenoptera; Apidae
Gene: Zmynd10
Product: zinc finger MYND domain-containing protein 10
Exons: 8
Coding region: 231-1577 (448 amino acids)
Biological process (GO): inner dynein arm assembly; motile cilium assembly; outer dynein arm assembly
Cellular component (GO): centriolar satellite; cytoplasm
Source: RefSeq, a predicted model, not a curated record
UAAAUUGGAUAAUUGAUAAUUUUUAUAAUGUAUAAUGACUAUUAUGUAAUUUAUUAUACAAAAAGAUUGUACGAAAAUUGAAAAAUUUGUAUAAAAAACCUUAAAUAAAUAAAAGUAUCUAUUUUUAAGGUGUAAAUCUUAUAGUUCAAAGAGUAUCGAAUAUACCGAAUACGAAUUUUGUUUACAAAUGGUUGACAUUCAUUUUCGGUAGUGCGUUUUUAAUUAUAAAAAUGUCAAAUCGAAUGGAAUAUAUAAUUUUGCCGUGGGACAUUGAAUUAUAUAUACAACAUCUACAAAUUUCGGAACUUGAAGAUAUUGGAACGAAAGGCUGGUUUGAAUUUCAUAAAAAGUUGAUGUUAUUAAACCAACAAAGCGUAUUAGAAAUUAGCGGCUUGCGAGAAGAAAGCACUAAGGAAUGGUUUGUUUCUUUUAAAAAGAUUCCUAUCCUUAUAUACGAAGCUAUACAAAUUGAUAUAUGGAAGCAUAAAGUAUUUCCACUUUUGAUCGAAAUAAAUGAAGAACCAAAAAAUACUUUUAUGCUUUACACUGUAUUUUAUCACGAAGAUAUUGCUGUUUCAUUAUUAGAAAACGUAUUGUUUCAUUGUGAAAGUGCAGAAACUAUAAAUGAUUCUGCUCUUGACCUUGUCGAUUAUGCUGUUAAAUCUGUAUCUUUACUUCUCGAUAUGCCUGUCAUCGAAAUUUAUGAAAAUGUAAGAGACCCAAACUCGUGUCUUGAGGAAAUAUUUGAGAAAAAGAAAGAAUUUGAAUUUGAUAUUGGCAUACGUUGCAUUUCGAUUCUCCGUUACUUGGCCGAAUACGUAGAUAGUUUGCCACUGUGUGUAUUAUCGCGAUUGUUAGCUACUCAUGAUGUGCCUUAUUUACUUGCUGAACUCAUUGAAAGACAUCCGUGGAAAAAGGAAAGUACAGAAGGUGAAAAUAUGAUAUAUAACAGUGGUUGGAGAAAAGUAAAAUCAGGCGAAGAAGGAAAAAUUUCUAAAAUAGAAGGACAAGUUUGGCUUGGUUUAAGGGAAUUGUUGCUUAAUACAAAAAGUGCACCUUAUUAUGAAAUUACUGAUCAUAGGUUUUCUCAGUUAUUAAAGUUACAGAAAUAUUUACACGAAUGUGUACUGGAUCAAAUUUCACCUUUAAUAGAUCUAAAAAGAUGGUUAAAUUAUUUAAGUAUAUCAUCACCUAAUGGUAAUGCAUUGCGAGCAAUAAAUGUGGAACUUAUACCACAGAUAAAAUCGUCAAUAAUAGAGAAAUAUCAUAAAAAGUGGAAAAAAUUAGCAAAACAUCAAUCAAAAUUUAUAUUCACUACAGACGCUGAUUACAUUAAAAAUGCUGCUCAAAUUUUAAGCGAUGCAUAUGAUUUAGACAAACUUGAUUGCAUUGAUGUUAAAGAAUGCUCUUUAUGUCAUGAAGAAGCAAAAAAACGUUGUUCUAAAUGUAAAGAAGUUUGGUACUGUGGAAGGUAUAGAUUUUUUUCAUAUGUCUAUAAAACAGUACUAUUUUUUACCAAAACAAUAUCGGAUGUAUUAUUCCAGGGAGUGUCAAGUCAAAGAUUGGGUGAAGCAUAAGAGUAUUUGUGACAAGAUAACAAAAAACAUAGAAUGUGAGAAAGACUAAUUUCGAAAUUUUUGUUUGAAAAAAGAAUAUUUGAUUACAUUUUCAGUAUUUCU